Messenger RNA from Melampsora larici-populina 98AG31, 1927 nucleotides. RefSeq names its product CaaX prenyl protease. The coding region runs from base 96 to 1604 and encodes 502 amino acids. Gene Ontology annotation, molecular function: metalloendopeptidase activity. Lineage: Eukaryota; Fungi; Basidiomycota; Pucciniomycetes; Pucciniales; Melampsoraceae. The transcript has 8 exons. Gene Ontology annotation, biological process: CAAX-box protein processing. Gene Ontology annotation, cellular component: endoplasmic reticulum membrane. The record is from RefSeq and is a predicted model, not a curated record.
CUUUCAAGUUCCACGUUUACAAAAUUAAAAAUCCAAAUUAUUUUAAAGCACUUGAGACUUGAAUUCGAGUAAGUUUUCCACUCAACUCAUUCAAAAUGAUCUCAAUCAGAGAAUCACUUGAAGAUCCUUCAAUUCCAUAUCAAUCUAUCCUUCUAAGCUUCUCAGCUGCUGUCUUUGCUUUCGAAUUCUACUUGCGUCUACGUCAAAUUCCUCAUCUUCGACUUGAAAAACCUCCUGCUUCGAUCGCUCCUUAUCUAAUAGCAUCCAAUGAUCCCAAAUCAGAUCAAAAAGAAACAUCUGAAUCCAGUAAAGAAACUUCAAAAGAAUUAACAGCUCAAGAAACCUUUGAAAGAUCACAAUCUUAUGCAUUAGAUAAAAUUAAAUUCUCAUUAUUCACUAGUAUCAUUGAUCAAAUCGAAACAUGGGCCAUCUUAACUAAUCUUGUACCGAUUUAUAUGGGUAUGGAUCCUAAGAAACCAUCAAGUGGAAUAGCAUUAUUAUGGAAUCUAUCAGAAACUUUAACCCAUAAAUUAGAUUUAAUCUUAGCUGAUCGAUUUAGGAUCGGUACAGGAGAAAUUCCGAUUUCCAUGGUCUUUGUUAGUUUAUUAAGUUUGAUGGGAAUGAUCACAUCGAUUCCUAUUGAUCUUUUGAAAACUUUUGGAUUAGAAGAAAAACAUGGGUUUAAUAAACAAAGCUUUGGUUUAUGGGUUUCGGAUUUUAUUAAAACUACUAUCCUUUCGGCGCUCUUAGGGUUACCUUUGGUGGCUGUCUUUAUUAAGGUGGUUAGGUAUGCUGGUGAAGCUUUUGUUCAAUAUGUAAUGUUGUUUGUGAUGGCAUUGGUCUUAUUCAUGUAUGUGGGAUAUCCUUACUUGAUCGCACCUCUUUUCAACAAGUAUCAACGUUUAAGCGAAUUUCCCGAAUACCAAGAAGUUCAAACCCGUACUGAAAACUUGGCAAAGAGAAUUAAUUUCCCUUUAGGUCGGUUAUGGGUCAUUGAUGGAUCUAAACGAAGUGCACAUUCUAAUGCAUUCUUUUUCGGUUUACCUGGAUUGACAAAACACAUUGUUUUGUACGAUACUUUACUCAAGCAAAGCACCCCGGCCGAAGUGGAGGCAGUACUCGCUCAUGAACUUGGUCAUUGGAAGAUGAACCACACCGUCACUCUACUCGGUUUAUCACAAUUUCAAAUCGCUUUUAGUUUAUCAAUCUUUCGAUUCUUUAUCUGGAACUCAGCACUUUUCCAAGCCUUUGGAUUCUCACCCUUGAACUCAUCUGAUCCAUUCUCAACCAACAAAUCAAUUUAUCCAAUCUUGAUUGGUUUCACUUUAGCUCAAAAUCUCUUCACGCCACUUAAUUCGAUCAUGUCUUUUGGUUCGAAUAGUGUGAGUAGAAGAUUAGAAUUUCAAGCUGAUCAUUUUGCUGUGAGAUUGGGUGGGAGUUAUGCGAAUGAUCUUAAGUGGGCUUUGGUUAGGAUUAGUGCUGAGAAUAAAGCCACGACUAGUUGUGAUUGGUUAUAUUCAGCUUUUCAUCAUUCACAUCCUACUUUACCUGAAAGAUUGGCACGUCUUGAUGAUGAAGUUUCAGAUGGAAAGAAGAAGAAAUGAACAGAAGAAAAAGAGAAUCUAUUGGGGUUUACUUUGGUUAUAAAAAAGGUUCAAAGAUGAUCAUCUCUUCAUGAAUGUAAUCAAACUUCUUCAUAUGGUGAAAUCAUGAUGAUAGGUUCUUUGUUUGAAGAACUUGUCUCUUUUAUCUCUCUUCAACUUGAAAAAAACUUUGCAUCAUUCAACAAUCACAUCUGCAUCUUUUAUUCUUUAUGACAAUUUUGGAAAUGACUGUUUCAUGUGAACUUUUUUUUGCAGGUUCAAAUUCAAGUUUCAUGACUGUAGUCCAGUGAAAUUCAUAAAGGAAAUCUUUUUAUGAUAUGAUC